Colletes gigas is the source of this 5092-nucleotide messenger RNA. RefSeq lists its product as uncharacterized. Bases 726 to 4652 code for a protein of 1308 amino acids. The transcript is spliced from 4 exons. Lineage: Eukaryota; Metazoa; Arthropoda; Insecta; Hymenoptera; Colletidae. The record is from RefSeq and is a predicted model, not a curated record.
GGUAGCAAUCGCAUACGCGGCUUUCUCUCGUUUGCUCGAUGAAAGCGGCUGAGAUACGUACUCGAGCGGAGAAACCGGAGGAGAUCUGGUUCGCGAGAAAUCGUAACGGUCGGGGAUCGAUUUCGCGACGCUCGCCGCAGUGUACGUGAGAACCCGGGGCACCGACGGUGUGGAUUCGAAAGGGUUUUGGACCACGUCCCUGUUUCCGAUCGAUCGUCGCAGAAGGGUGACUGGUCGGGCGAACGAUCCGUUGCCAAAAUCGGCCAGAUCGUCGUCGCGGUGCGGCCGUUCUGGCAGCCGUCCACCCGUAGGCCGCCACGAAAAAGUUCGCCCGCGGGCAAGAAGGUCGCGGCACCGGGCGUAUUUCGGUAAAAAAACUGUCGUCGAAGGCCGACGAAGGUGCUUUCACGAGGUGGCGGAGUCGUCCACCAGCGGUGAAACUCGCCCGUACUAUUUAUAAAGCGCGUGUGCGUCCUCGUGGCAACACGCGCGUCCGAUCUUCGCCGCUAACGGUUGCCUAUCAUGGUCGGCCCGCGUGCAAACCAAACUGACCGGAACUUUCCUCCGCUUUCUUACCCUCCUUACUGUUGCGUUGUGCCCGAUUCCGCGCUAGAGCACGAGACGCUCCGAUUUAUCGCGCCAGUAGUCUACGUCAAUCUCCAACGGAUGCACCGGUCCACCCGAACCUGGUUACUCCGAAGCCCAGUCGAAGCAGAGGAAUCAUAAUGUCGGAGACGGAAGAUAUUCGAGCCGUAGUGGAGAACAAUGAUUUUCAUAAUAUCAUCGAGGAGGAGAGCGGGAGGUCCAGUUCCGUGGAUUAUUUAGACGGCUACGUCGACACCCCGAAGCAAACCGCGAGAAGCUUCUCCGUGGAGAGCAACGAGGAGAUCAGGGAGAGGGAACAGUCGUUUAUAGAGAACCAGAAGAAGAUCGAAACGGAGAGGAAAGAAGCCACGCAACCAGCGGCGUCGCCGACGACGGGAACAGAGGCGUCCGGCGAGGACGGUGCCUCGCGACGCGAGCAGACGGUGACGAGGGUAGGGACGGCAGGUAGCACCGAUGGACGCAACGAGAACGCGCCAGUCGGUGAGUGGAAUUCGUUGCCGGUACUGGUAGAGCGUCUACGGGCGGCUGUCGAGCUAUCCCUAGCCCAGGGUAGCCGUCGCGACGACGAGCCGCCGGCGCUGCCCGAGGAUUCCGGCGUCGACUCCGAGGAGGACUUCCGGAUACGGACGUCCAUGGAACGCGUGCUCGGCGACUGCAAGGAACCCGAGCUCAGGAAAGACUUGAAAUUCUUGGAGGAUCUUCUGUUGUCGGACAUACAAACGGCUCUGUCGAGGCUUCGCGAGACCUUGGAGCGAACCGACGUAGCGGCGCUCGCGAAGAACGGCGCCGCGUCCGAUCCCACCAGCAAGCUUCACCUUCUGCGUUUGGUGUCGAGUUUGUUGUCGAGGCUGCAGGUGCCCGAGCAGGAGAAAACGCCGGAGAAAACGGUCCUACCGUCCAUGUCGUUGAGUCGAAGGCGUCGCGGGACCAGGCACACCAUCGGUGUAUCCACGGAAGAAUUAGCGCGCGCCAGGAAGUGGCUGGAGGAGGAGAAGAGCAGCUUGCCCCUGGAACAGAGGGAACAACAGCCCGCCAAUGUACCAACUACGGACAGGAAACCAGAGGAGAUACGCGACAAGUGCGUGAAAGACGCGAUCAACCAGCGACAGUUGCUGGAGGACAAGAAUAAAGAGAUUCGCGAUAGCUACCGUGGUAUCCAGCAGCCGGACGCCGUAGAGGUAAAACCGAACGCGGAGCCUAGCAUGCUCCAGGCUCAAUAUCGAGCGAACAGUUAUCAGUCGAAGGAGAAGAACGAAAACGUCGCUGAGGAGAGCGAGGAGAGGAGUCGCGUGAGCAAAUUAGCGGCCGCGCUCAGGCAACGCGCCGAAUUGGCAACAGCCACCGGAAGGUACGGCGGGAACAAGUUCAGCGCGAAGAAAUCGAAGAUCAAACGCGCGAACACAAUAGACAUACCCAGCUACUUGAAGCUCCAGGAGAGUCUCGGCCACGAGAGCACCGGUUGCGUUUCACUGAGAAGACCCAUAAACGUGGGGGACAAGGCGCUGAACGCUGCCUCGAUCGUGCCCACCUUUCAGCCGAAAACGGAGAACGAUAGGAAAUUCUUAGCUUUGAUCAACAAGAACAACGAGGCGCCGUCAGUCGCGCCUGUAGCGCCGUUUAAACCGUUCGGUUACGCCAAGAUCACGGACAUGUCGUCGCUGGCCAACAAACACUGGAACAGUCGGUUCUCCAACAUCAAGACGACCUUCGACAAAUCGUCCCCCAACGAGGAAAGGGAGAACAGACCGUCGUUGAAGGCUCGCGCGAACAAAUGGUUCUCAGGGUCGCCACAAACGCAAACGCAAACGCAAACUUAUUGUUCCCCGGGUGAUAAAGCGUCCGAGUCGAGCUCGAAUUACGGCGGCCCUAUGGUGAAAACGGAAGCAUCCGGUGGUUUCCGGCAUGCCCCGUCCUCGCCCUUCCGUAAGAUAGAAAAACAGACGCCGGUGUCGCCGUCCAAGGUGCCCACCUCCUAUCACUGGCCAAAGAACGUGCCGGCGCCCACGAGCACUCUGCGCGAGAAAGCCAGGAUGAUGUUCGACAGAGACGUGCAACAGCCACCCUCGAAACCCAGACCGAACGUGGACUACAACGAGAAGCCCAGUUUCCCUCGUCCGCCUUGGAUCGACCACGACAGGGGCGAGAACAGAGGGAACAGCACUGUGACGGAGAACGGGAAGAUCGAUUACCGAUCGUUCUGCAAACAGUUCGCUCCGUUCGUAGGCAAAUGUACCGCGGAGACCAAGAAGAUCGAGGAACGUACGCGAGAUUUAACCAAGCGAGACAGAAACUCCGGGGUGGUGGAUGGCAAGAUCUCGUUCAAAGUGCAGACCCAGCAGUACCCACCCGUGGAAAAGAGCGCGUUCCAAGUGCCGAAGGGUGGACGAUACGGUGAGAAGGAUACCUCGAAGGCGGUGUUUCCCGACGCGACUCUGCGCGGCAGUUCCUCGGUGGCGAUCCAAACGGGCAUCAACGACGAGCACCAGGACGAGGGACGGUCGUUCCGGGUGGCCCCGAAGAUCACCAAGGGUCCUACCCUGUCCUGCAGCAACGCUUCCGUUCAAACCACCAGCGACCUGGAGAGACCGACGAUAUCGGUCAGCGACGCGGAAACCGGGCAGCAAUGGAGGCCUCUGCGCUACGAGGGGUCCGAAAACGGGUCAGACGAGACCAGUCUGAUCCACCGUCCGGAUCCUCAACGUUUCGUGCUGGACCAUAAUCAAAAUUACCAUAGCGUACCCAGCGAUUCGAACCUCCAUCGAGUCGAACUUGAAACGCAAGUUGAAAAUCCUACAGACGACGAUCCAAGUCUCGAGAUCGACCGGAAGGAGGACUAUUCUUUCGUAUCCCCGAGUCUGACCGAGGACCCGGGCUUCCUGGACGACCAGAACAUCCAGAACCAGGACAUCAGUCCCGACGUCGGGGUGGUGACGCGCUACACCUGCGCGAUCGCCACCGUCGCGUCCUCCGUCGACAGUCCAGAACCGCGUUCCGAGGAAGUGGCGGUGGACUCGCGAACGUCAUCGUCCCCGUCGCCCUCGCAGUUCUCGUGGUCCAAGUCCAGACCGGCGACCAGCGAGACCGCGACGCCCGAGGACGACAUACGCAGGCACAACUUGCUGCAACAGAGCCUCGUGCGUCGUCUGCAGAACGAGAUCACGUCCCUGAACGACGAGCAGCCCCCCCAACGCUUCCCCCAAAGUCUCGAGCAGCCCCCCAGCUACAGCCACCACGCUAACUUCGCUCAGAGUCAUCAGCAGAGCCUCAACUCUAGCUACCAACCCGCGAACUUCGACCAGCCAUCGAGUUCUCAAGGACCAAAUCGAUUCGCCAAGUUCUUGGCUCCGGUUCCUCAAAGGAAACCGGAACCGCAACGGGCCCACUCGCCGGGUCCAGGACCAGUCACCGCCAACAGGGUGAACGCGCUCAGGGACGCCUACGAGCAAGUACCGACCACGCAGACGAAACCAGUCCACAAGGAACGCAGCCCGAUAUCGAACGGAGCAACGCCCAUCGACUCCAGCGAGGAGUACCUCGUCUCGUGCGCCACCAAGCCCUCGAGGUCCAUCGUCCUGUCCAAGUCGGAGUCCUGGCACCAGCUGGCCAUCUCCAACAGCUAUCCCCGAGCUCCACGCGUCAACGUGCCAGCCGCGACGCCUUCCAAACAUUUCUCCCACACGAAGCCACCCAAGCCCAAGUCGCCCUCGUCGCAGAGGCUUCGAUCGAAGCAGUUCGAGGCCUCCUCCAUGGCCGACAGCGUGAAGAAGAUGGAGGAUAAGAUCAGACAAUACUUCGACAGCCCCGGCGACACCGUAGAGACGAGGGAUCAUCACUCGAAACACAGGCGUUCGCCGAAGACCAUGAGCAAAGGAAUGGUCGGGCUGUCCCGUAGUCGCACGAUGCCCGGUAUAUCCGACGAGAAGCUGCGUCUGACGAUACCGGCGCCCCAACAAACGCCUCUGCUGAACGUGAACACCGCGGACGUCGACAAAGUAUUCGACGAUCUGUUCGAGGAGGCCACGAGGACCGAUGGCCGCCAUUGUUGACCGGCUGGAUCCUCCUCUUCAUCUCCUCGAGGGAAUUACACCUUGGCUGGGGGACUGUUCUGUUGCUCUCCGUGUCCAGCCGGUUGCUCCGCGAUAGAAGGACUGUUUCACCGUUCUGAUUCCCUUCUCCUCGGUAUCGCGUUUCGCGUGUAGUUUCGAUCGGUCGUCGCGACCCCCUCCGGAGUGCCAUUAGAUGUUAGAAAAUAAUAGAGCGAAAGGGAGACCGACGCGAGUCGUUGGGAAGCGACGCAACGAGGGGGACGGGAACCCGGGAGGCGUCGCAAAACGGAUGGCUUCGAGGUGCGCGAGAACGCAAGAGCCGCGAACGGAAAGACAAACGGAAGCGCGACGGUAGUCGACGUUUAACGAGGAUCGUCGCUCAUCGAGGAAAACAAGAACUGAAUGCACCGAUCGUUGUUCGGCCAUCAAAAAAGCAAACU